Molecule: messenger RNA, 1730 nt
Organism: Pneumocystis murina B123
Lineage: Eukaryota; Fungi; Ascomycota; Pneumocystomycetes; Pneumocystales; Pneumocystaceae
Product: phosphoribosylaminoimidazolesuccinocarboxamide synthase
Exons: 6
Coding region: 1-867 (288 amino acids)
Biological process (GO): 'de novo' IMP biosynthetic process
Cellular component (GO): cytoplasm
Molecular function (GO): phosphoribosylaminoimidazolesuccinocarboxamide synthase activity
Source: RefSeq, a predicted model, not a curated record
AUGAUGGUUUUAGAAAAAUAUCAAAAAAUUAUACAGGGAAAAGUUCGAGAUAUUUAUGAAUUAGAUGUGGAUCGACUUUUAUUUAUUACAAGUGAUAGAAUUAGUGCGUAUGAUGUAGUUUUAAAGAGUGAAAUACCGGAGAAAGGCAAAAUAUUAACGGCAUUGUCAUUAUUUUGGUUCAAAAAACUUGGACAUAUUUGUAAAAAUCAUUUAAUUGAUGUCAAUUUACCAAUAGAACUUGAAAAAGUACGAAAAAAUAUUGAAGGAAGAUUUAUGAUUGUAAGAAAAUAUCAAGUACUUCCAAUAGAAGCAAUUGUUCGCGGUUAUUUAACAGGAUCGGCAUGGAAAGAAUAUGUAAAGCAAGGAACAGUCCAUGGAAUCCCUUUACGUUCAGGCUUUAAAAAAGGACAAGCAUUAGAUAUGCCAUUAUUUACACCUAGCAAAAAAGCAAAGCCGGGAGAACAGGAUGAAAAUAUUAAUCCUAAAGAAGCAUCAAAUGAAAUUGGAGAAAAGUAUGCGGAAGAAAUGGAACGGCUUUCUUUGUUACUUUAUAAAGAGGCGCAUAUAUAUGCCAUGGAAAGAGGAAUUAUUAUUGCAGAUACAAAGUUUGAAUUUGGUGUAGACACAAAUGGUCAUCUUGUAUUAGUAGAUGAGGUGUUAACACCCGAUUCAUCCAGAUUUUGGAUUUGCAAUUCGGUCGAUGGCGAGCCAUAUAGUCUAGACAAACAAUACAUACGGAACUGGCUUGAAGCAGAAAACAAAGCUGGACAAAAAGAUGUAAUACUUCCCGAAUCGGUGAUCUAUCAAACAAGACAAAGAUAUAUAGAAGUUUAUGAAAAAUUAACAGGAAACACAUGGACUAAAUAGAUAUAAAAACAUAUAGAACAAUUUAGAACUCAGAUAAGCUAAUUUAUAAAAAAAAUGCCAAAGAAAUGAAAAAAAUAUCAAAAUUAUGCUAGUUCUAUUUUACAAUACUAUUGUGUAAUUCUAUUUCACAUCUUGAUAUUUCAGGAAAAUCAGAUGUAGAAUAAACUUCAUUAGUUGCCUAACACUGUUAUAUAUCAUAUGGCCUUAGAUACUGUACUUACUUGCAUCCAACGGAAAUAAAGCUCAAAUGGGCCUGGAUGUCGAUCCAAUAAUGAAAUACCUACUGCUUGAAUUCGAUAUACUUCAGAAAAAUGAUACGAAGAUAAUUGAACACCUUUUCUAUUGAAACAAAAAUUAUUGAAUGGUAUCUUGAAAAAUUCAACAUAAUACAAUAAUAAAUAGAAAACAUACAGUAAUAAUUUCCCAUUUUCCAGGACUUUUAAAAGUAAAAGACGCUCGGUAGAGAUCUGGUCCAAGGAAAGACGUUGUUUCUAGAUCAAUAGAAUAUGUUCUUGAAUCACCUGCAGCACAUAACGAAAAAUAUCGAUAACGACUUAGGUCCCAACUAGGUCUAAGAAAAUCUCUUUUUUUUAUACGGAAUGUGGCAUACAUAGGCCCAUCAGGAUUUAAUACAAUCUCUCCGUGAAAUCGACCACAACAUAUUUUUUCAUCAAAUAUUAGCUGAGCACUACUAUUUCCGCCGCAAUCUUUAUCAGAUCCCAAUGCUAUUUGUUCAACUACAUUCAAUUGAUUCAACUUUAUUAGAACAAGUGGGCGAUUCAUAAAGGGAAAAUUUUCAAAAACUGGAAAAAUUGUUAUUAUAUAUAUAUAGUGUCAUCAUUACCUUUGUCAUAUCCUUUUUU